Messenger RNA from Vespa mandarinia (Asian giant hornet), 1305 nucleotides. RefSeq names its product silk fibroin 4 (gene Fibroin4). The record is from RefSeq and is a predicted model, not a curated record. NCBI's taxonomy places the organism in Eukaryota, Metazoa, Arthropoda, Insecta, Hymenoptera, Vespidae.
UGUCACAAAGCUACGAAGUCCUGCGAAAGAUGAAGAUCCCCUCGAUUCUCGUAACGUGCCUUUUUACCUGGGGCUUGGCUGCCGGGAAUAGCAGCUCGUCCGCGGAAUCUUCGGCAUCGGCGACAGCGUCUUCAGAUGCGUCCUGGAGUACGUCAUCGAGAUCGUCAGCUAUUGGUAGAGCACCGAACGUGAUCUUGAAUAGGGCACCUCAAUUAGGAGCUAGCGCGGCAGCGAUCGCAUCGGCUCGAGCCAGUGCCUCAGCAAAUGCUGCAUCAGACGAAAAAUCUGCCCGAGAAACGCGAGCAACCGCUUUGGCCAGAUCAAGAGCUGCUGUUACGGCGGCAGCACGAGCAGCCGCAAGGACGCAAGAAGCCGUCGCGGCGGCAAAAGCCGCAAGUAGGGCCCAAGCGCUUGCUGCUGCUAAAUCUUCGGCGGCAAUUUCUGCAUUGGCCGCUGGAGAGGCUGCCGCCCAAAAAGCGGACGCCGCAGCUCUUGCCGCAUUGAUUGCUAAUCAGAGAUCUGCCAAAGCCGCAGAAAAUGGUUUAGCAGUGCAGAAUCGUGCGAAUGGAGAAGCGGAACAGGCAAGUCGUGCGGCUGCUGCUAACCUUGCCGCGGCCAUCCGUACACGAGACAAUGCUCUCGAAACGAGAAAAGAAGCAGCUCGAUUGAAGGCACUAGCCACAGCUGCCGCUAACGCUAAUAACAAAGCGACCAGUCUUGCCGAAGCUUCUGCGAACCAAGCAGCUGAAGCAAGCUCCGCUGCCGAGGAUACUUCUUCCGCUCAAUGUGCUGCGGUCGCUCAAGCUGAGGCCGCUGAAACGCUCAACGUAAAUCUCGCUAUACUCGAGAGCACCCAAUCCUCCAGACAGGAUUCCAACGUGGCCAAAGCUGAGGCUUCCGCCGCAGCCAAGGCCUCGGCUGGCACUGCCACAAGAGAUGGAGUCGACCUUGGUCUCGCCUCUGAUGCUGGUGCAGCUGCUCAACUAAAAUCCCAAGCCGCAGCAUUGGGACGAGCAAGUAGCAGAAUUAGUUCCGGUCCUGCGUUAUCCGCAUGGAAAUGGAGGAACGAAGAAUCUUCAGAAUCGUCAGCCUCUGCAAUCGCCAGCUCUAGCGCCAGUUCCAGCUCCAGUUCUCGCAGCGCAUCCGGAAACUAAAUCGAUCUCGAGACUCGUACAACGGUGCGACGAUCGAAAUCGUCUUAGCAAAGCGUUUACCAAUACGAAAGAUUCAUGUAUUCCAGAGCUCGAUCACUUGUAAAAAUGAAAAAAUAACUGAAAUUUUGUCAUUCCAAAAUUAAUAAUAAAG